ACUUAAACCGGAAAUUUCAAUCACCGGAAAUGUAUGCCCCACCGUGUCAUUCACUGUUUAUCAGAGACUCAAAAGUCAACAAACACUCUUCUUCUUCUCCUUCAUUCAAUCAUUCACUGUCUUCUCCAUUGUUAACAAACCAACCGAUCCAUCCAUCCAUGAUCCAUCCCCCAUGGAUACAACAACCACAUUAUCCCCCAAUCUUCCUCUUCUCAAUUCACUCUUACCUUCUUCUCCAUCAAAAUCAAACCUCCAACCACCGGAGAUUUUAAACUCAAUCAACGAACUCAGUGACGUAUCAACUGCAUUAUCAGCAUUUUUUCAUGACUUGCGUAAUCAUAUUACUUCCAUUAGCUCCGCCAUUGACGCUCAACUGCCACCUCAUCUUCUUCUCUUUGAUACUACUACUAAUGCUACUACCACUAAACCGAUAUUCGCGGAACAGAACCCUAACGGAACGGAAAAAAGUAACGGUCAGUUGACAGUUGCAAAUAAUAAUGAUGAUGAUGAUUUGGGGAAUGUUGUAGAAGAAAGUAAUGAUAAGUUAGACGGAAUUGAUUUGUCGAACAAGAAGGAGGAGAAGGAGAGUGAUCUUUUGGUUAGUGAACAAGAUAUUGAUAUAAUGAUUGAGGAUAUGGAUUGUCAAUGUAAUGCUAUAAUUGAAGUAGAUAUUAUUCAAAAAAGAAAGAGUUUUGGGCAGGCAGGAGAAAUCGAUGAUUCCAAGGAGGAUGAGGGAACUGAUGUAUCCAAUGAGGAGGAUCCAGAAACCGAUGUAGCGCAGAAGAAUAAGAAGAGGAAGCUUGAAGAAACUCAUGUAUCAAAGGAGGAUGAAGAAAUCGAGAUAUUGAAGGAAAAGGAUAGGGAUAUUGAUGUAUCAAAGAAGAAGCCUGAUGAAAUCGAUACAGUAUUAAAGAAGAAGAAAAAGGAUGAGGAAAUCGGUAUAUCAAUGAAGAAGCAUGACAAAACUGAAGCUUUGAAAAGGCCUGCAGAGAUUGAUGUAUCAAUGAAGCCUGAAAUAAGUGAUAUCUUAUGGAAACCUGAUGCAGAAAUCGAUAUAUUGACCAAGACUAAAGAAAGGGAAAUGUCAAAGAAGGAUGCAGAAGAUGAUACUUUCAAGAGGCCGGCUCAAUUCGAUGCAUCAAAGGAACCUCAAGAAGAAACUGAAGUAUCAAAGAGACUUGUAGAAAAUGAUAUAUUGAAUAGGCCUAAAGAAAGUGAUGUACUAAAGGAAGCUCAAGAAGAAACCAAUGCAUCAAAUAAACUCAUAGAAAUUGAUAUAUUGAAUAAGCCUGAAGAAAUUGAUGUAUUAAAGAUACUUCUAGAAGAAACUGAUGCAUCAAAGAAACCCGUAGAAAAUGAUGUGUUGAAUCAGUCUGAAGAAGUUUAUGUAUUGAGUAAGCCUGGAGAAAUUGAUGUUCCAAAGAAACCCGAUGAAAUAGAUGUGUCAAAUAAGCCUGAAGAAAUCGAUGUAUUAAAGAAACCUUUAAAAGAAACUGAUGCAUCAAAGAAACCUGUAGAAAAUGAUGUAUUGACUCAGCCUGACGAAGUUUAUGUAUUGAAUAAGCCUGAAGAAAUUGACAUUCCAAAGAAGCCUAAUGAAAUUUAUGUGUCAAAUAAACCUGAAGAAAUUGAUGUAUCACAGAAGCCCGAUAAAAUUGAUGUGUCAAAUAAGUCUGAAAAUUUUGAUGUAUGGAAUAAGCCUGAACAAAUUGAUGUAUCGAAUAAAGUUGAUGAAAUUGAUGCAUCAAAGAAUCCCACAAUUGCCGUGUUAGAAUACCUGUGUAAAGAAAUGCGUGCCUAUACAAUGAAGAAACAUGUACUGGCAAAUAUUUCUGAAAUGAACUCACUCCAUCAAGAAAUCGCGAAGGCAUUGAAGCUGGCUAUAAAUCCAGCAAAACUUGUAUUAGACAGCAUUGGCAGGUUUUUCUUACAGACCAAUAGAGCAUACUGCUAUCGGGAAUCUAGGCAACAUAACAUUGCGGUAAGGCAGGCUUCAGUUUUGAUUUUGGAAUGUUUUGUAAUGAUAAGCGGUGAUGGCAUUGAGAUCACAAAAGAAGAUAGAGAAUACUCAGAGAAUACUGCAAUUGAAUGGAGAAAACAGAUGAUUAAAGAAGGUGGAUUGAUAUACAUGGAGACUGUUGAUGCCAGGGGAUUGCUUCUGUUUAUCAGUGGAUUCGGGAUUCCAGAUGAUGUUUUCUCGAAUAAGGAUUUGAGUGAUUUGAUCAGGGCUAGUAAUGUGAAGGAAAUAUCCAAAGCACUUUGUCAUUCUACUAUUCUUAUCCCAAAACUUCCAGAAAUAAUUGAUUGGAUGGUGAAGAAUAAUCUUGAAAUUGUAGCUGUUGAUAUGGUCUAUACCUUCGGGUUGGAGGAUAAGUGCCACCCUGAGACCAUAUUGAUGACAUUCCUACACAAUAAAAUUAAAGACACUCAGAGCGGAUCUUCUUUACAAGUGUAUGCAGCAACGAUGCAACAGUUAUCUGAUCUGAAAUCUAUACGAGGAGUUUUGGAAACUCACAAGAUUGAUCCCUCAAAGUUCCUUCCUAGCGUCAACAUCAAUGAAAAAAUCGAUCAACUAGAGAAGGUAAUAUAUGAGCUAGAUUUAAGGUUGACUGAAGAAAAGUCAACACUAAAGAGAAAAGGAAAUGAAAUUGAUGUAUCAAAGAAGCCCGCAAUUGCCAUGUUAGAAUUGUUGUGCAAGGAAAUGAGUGCCAAGAAAAUGAAGAAGCAUGUAGUGGCACAUAUUUCUGAGAUGAACUCACUGCAUCAAGAAAUCGCAAAGGCAUUGAAGCUAGCUAGAAAUCCUGUGAAACUUGUAUUAGACAGCAUUGGCAGGUAUUUCUUACAAAGUAGUGGAGCAUACUACUCUAGCGAUGGGCACCGGCAGAUUGCGAUAAGGCAGGCUUCAGUUUUGAUUUUGGAAUGUUUUGUGAUAAUAAGCGGUGAUGGCAUUAAGAUCACAAAAGAAGAUGCAGAAUAUGCAAAUAAUGCUGCUAUUGAUUGGAGAAAACGGAUGCUCAAAGAAGGUGGAUUGAUAUGCAUGGAAGCUAUUGAUGCCAAGGGAUUGCUUCUGUUUAUCAGUGGGUUCGGGAUUCCUGAUGGUGUUUUCUCGAAUGAGGAUUUCAGAGAUUUGAUCAAGGCUAGUAGUGCGAAGGAAAUAUCCAAUGCACUUCGUCAUUCGACUAUUCUAAUCCAUAAACUUCCAGAAGUAAUUGAUUGGAUGGUGAAAAAUAAUCUUGAAAUUGAAGCUGCUGAUAUUGCCUAUACUUUUGGGUUGGAGGAUAAGUGCCACCCUGAGACCAUAUUGCUGACUUUCCUACACAAUAAAAUUCAAGAUAUUCAGAGCGGAUCUUCUUUACAAGUGUAUGCAUCAACAAUACAGCAGUUAUCUGAUCUGAAAUCCAUACGAGGAUGUUUGGAAACUCACAAGAUUGAUCCCUCAAAGUUCCUUCCUGCCAUGAAAAUUAAUGAAAAAUUAGAACAACUGGAGAAAGUAAUAAAUGAGCAAGAUUUAAAGUCGACUGGAGAAAAGUCAACACUAAAAAGGAAAGAAAAAGAAACAGACCUUUCAAAAGAUCCGAACAAUCAGCAGCAAGCAAAACGUAUUUGUUUUAGUCAUGAAAACUUGUCACAUGAGCAGAACCCCCAUGACCACUAUGGCAUACAUCCAUUUAAACGAUCGACACAACCAAGUUGCAGUAGCUACUUUGACCAAAACCUUCCUAAUAGUUAUUAUGUCAUAGCCUAUUCCGCUUCAUCUGUAUUUAGUGCACCUGUACUGCCCCCAAACAUAACUAGCUCAGUGCAUGGUGGUUUAGCUGGUUCUUAUGGCCCCUAUGUUUAUGGUGGACUUGUUGCUGAAGCCAUGCCUCACACGAAUAACCCUGGGCCUUACUUCUUGCUCAGGGGUCAACCACAUUCCCGACAAAGUCAAGCAUGUGAUCCAUACCCAUCAUUAUUUACAGGAAUGCCGGAUCAUUCCCUGCCAGGUGGCUUUUUUAAAAGGGGGGUCCCAUCUUCUAACAGGACAUUUGUACUAAACCCCGUGGACCCCAAAGGCUCAACUUCAAACCAACAACAACAACAAGAAGAUCAUGAUCAUCCUCAACAACACAACAACAACAACAACAUGGACGAUACCAACAAAAACAUUGAACUCACCGAAAUCAAUGAUUUCCAGAUUACAGAACAUCAAGACUCGUUAUCAGUUGGAGUAUCAAAAUAGUUAACACCAAAGCGCACUUCAAACGAAGACAGACACACAAAAGUAGAAGGCAGAUUUAAUAUAUAUGCGCCUGAUUUAUGUGCUGCAAGAAUUGAU
Molecule: messenger RNA, 4318 nt
Organism: Erigeron canadensis
Lineage: Eukaryota; Viridiplantae; Streptophyta; Magnoliopsida; Asterales; Asteraceae
Exons: 7
Coding region: 173-4222 (1349 amino acids)
Source: RefSeq, a predicted model, not a curated record